Molecule: messenger RNA, 6028 nt
Organism: Colius striatus (speckled mousebird)
Lineage: Eukaryota; Metazoa; Chordata; Aves; Coliiformes; Coliidae
Gene: MBNL1
Product: muscleblind like splicing regulator 1
Exons: 12
Coding region: 1280-2479 (399 amino acids)
Molecular function (GO): metal ion binding
Source: RefSeq, a predicted model, not a curated record
AGACAGCGUUUAUGAAGUACAUGUGCGGUGUUUAAUGCAGCAAGUAGGAAGCACGGAGCUGUUCUAGAGCUGGACUGGGCUGGGUUGCCAGCAGUGGGGGCUGGAGGAGGGAGCAUGGGCCCUGGGCCCCCACAGCCCACCCUGUGGUCCCGCCACACCACUGGCUCCCGCGUGAGUCCCGCUGCGAGCGGUGGAUAAGAGAUUCUGACAAAGGAAUGUUUCUUCAAGUAACUCCAGACAUGAAAUACACACCCAGCAUUUCUCCACGUUCAGAAGAUUUCCCUCUGAGGCAUCACAGCUCCUCAGAGUAGUACUUUCUUUUCAUAGCUGGCAGCCUGAAGAAUGAAGGGUGCAAUUCAGCGUCAUUAAUGCAGUUGCAGAUACGUCACUGACCUCACUCAGCAGGAGCGGGAUCUCACUGCAAGUCGCUUGUCUGCUCUCCAACAGAAACCUUGCUACAAAGCUAGGAACAGUUUAGCGAGUUUCACCAGGAAGACCAUUCCUCUCAACUACCUGUUGGUACUAAGAAGUGCCUUUCCUGACGUCUCUGCUGCUUGGGACCGCUUCUAGAGCAGCCGCUGCUUUUUGCCUUGCUUGCUGCCAGCUAGACCGCGAGGACAGCGCAUCCGCCCGCCGCCUCUAGCCAGACACCCCCGCUGCCGCCCAAAGCCGAGGCACAGGCGCGAUCGGGCCGUGCCCUAGGCUGCUUUACUGUAAAAAUAAAAGUUUGCUGCGAAGGUCAGAUAUCUGCUGCCCGAAAAUCAAGCAGAGGAGAGGAAAAAACCAGAUAAUUAUCAAUCCUGUCUCGAUCAUUGCUCUAAACUGCUGCAUCUGUCUAUGCCAAACUAAUCGAUACCGAUUGCACCACAACCUCCCAUUGCACGCUCAGCCGCGUGGAGAGUACCUGUCAGACAACUUCCCCGAAGCGGCCUGGAAAGCCCGUGCCAGAGGGUCGGCCACAUUUCCAUGCUUGCGCUGGGGGCUCUCAGGACGGGCUGCUGAGCGCACGAGGCCCCGCGCUGUAACGUUCACCUCCAGCGCUUCUCUAAGCACGAAAGCCCCAUCGACCGGCAGCGUCACGCCGCGGGCUCCCGGUGGCACGUCUUCUCUUUGAGCUCGCGGCCACCCACUUUUACACGUACUUUUAAAAAUAGGGAGCGGGGGAAAAAAAUAAAAACAGAUAUUCUGGAGGUGACAUUUUCAUCCUCCCUGGUUUUAUCAGUUCAGCUACUCGUUUGUCUGUUUUGUUGGAAGUUUUAACUACCUGUAAAAGCUAAAGAUGGCUGUUAGUGUCCCGCCGAUUCGGGACACAAAAUGGCUAACGCUGGAGGUGUGUAGAGAGUUCCAAAGGGGGACUUGCUCACGACCAGACACGGAAUGUAAAUUUGCACACCCAUCGAAAAGCUGCCAAGUCGAAAACGGACGUGUAAUCGCCUGCUUUGAUUCGUUGAAAGGCCGAUGUUCAAGGGAAAACUGCAAAUAUCUUCACCCACCACCACACUUAAAAACGCAACUGGAGAUAAAUGGACGCAAUAACCUGAUUCAGCAGAAGAAUAUGGCCAUGCUGGCCCAGCAGAUGCAGCUCGCCAAUGCCAUGAUGCCUGGUGCCCCGUUGCAGCCUGUGCCGAUGUUUUCUGUCGCACCGAGCUUAGCCACCAACGCAUCAGCUGCCUUCAACCCCUACCUGGGGCCCGUGUCCCCAGGCCUGGUGCCAGCGGAGAUCCUGCCCACCACCCCGAUGCUGGUGACGGGGAACCCCGGCGUCCCGGUCCCUGCCGCUGCUGCUGCCGCUGCCCAGAAGCUGAUGAGGACAGACAGGCUGGAGGUAUGUCGAGAGUACCAGCGUGGCAACUGCAACCGGGGAGAGAAUGACUGCCGGUUUGCUCACCCUGCGGACAGCGCUAUGAUCGACACCAACGACAACACGGUCACUGUCUGCAUGGAUUACAUCAAAGGGAGAUGCUCAAGGGAAAAGUGCAAAUAUUUUCACCCUCCUGCACACCUGCAAGCCAAGAUCAAGGCUGCCCAGUACCAGGUUAACCAAGCUGCAGCUGCCCAGGCAGCAGCGACUGCAGCUGCCAUGACUCAGUCGGCUGUCAAAUCACUGAAGCGACCCCUCGAGGCAACCUUUGACCUGGGAAUUCCUCAAGCUGUACUUCCCCCAUUACCAAAGAGGCCUGCGCUUGAAAAAACCAAUGGUGCCACCGCAGUCUUUAACACUGGUAUUUUCCAAUACCAGCAAGCUCUUGCCAACAUGCAGUUACAGCAGCAUACAGCCUUUCUCCCACCAGGCUCAAUAUUGUGCAUGACACCCGCUACAAGUGUUGUUCCCAUGGUGCACGGUGCUACGCCAGCCACUGUGUCUGCAGCAACAACAUCUGCCACAAGUGUUCCCUUCGCUGCAACAGCCACAGCCAACCAGAUACCCAUAAUAUCUGCCGAACAUCUGACUAGCCACAAGUAUGUUACGCAGAUGUAGACACCUUGUCAUCAAACAGUCAUAAGUAAAGCGAAGAGGACAGUGUGUUUGGUGGGAAGAGGAGGAGCUCAUUAGCCAUAGUGUAUAUACCGUCAAGCAGCACUCGGAAACUCCCUCAGCAGUACGACAUCCACACCUUGCAUGUUAACGAGACGAAACGAGAGCGUGGAAAUCCACUGCACACUGUUGCCUAUAUACUUUGUACAUUUAAUUGAUAUUCGUGCUGAGGUGAUCUUAUUGUCUAGAAACUGCAGCAUUGUCUGUCUUUUCUAGCCCAGCAGCGCGCGUCGGGAUGCGGACACGCGCCUGCGGCCCGUUUCCUACAUAAUCAUGUCCGUCACCCUGAAAAGACAGACGAUGGUGUAACCAUGAAUCUAUUAUGUAUUGGUACGUCUGUAGACCAAGAUAUAAUUUUUUAAAGUAAGUUUAUUUCUUUCAAGGUUUACAAAUAACAAAGGUGCACCUUGUAUUUAAAAUUGCCAUUAUAGACGAGAGCGUGCAUGCACAGUAAUUUUUGUUUAAGAGUAAUAUUUUUAAUGUAAUAGAUUGUAAGAAGUGGUAAGAGAGGUAUCUGACAGAGAUGAAUGUGCCAAGCAAAACCACAACGGUGUCUAUUUUAAAGCACAUCGAUGGCUUUAAGUACCAUGUUGUUAAGGAUUCUCAUGAAGUGCCAUAGACCGUACAUCCGAGUAGAAGAUUGUUUUCUGCAGUGUUAUUUUCAGAACCACGUUUCCACUUACUUCCUUAGUACUAACCAGUCAAAGGGCACCGUUCUGUUUCAAACCAAAGCUGUCUCAGAAAUGGCCAACUCGUCCUUGCAGUUAACAGUAGACAGCACAGGAAAGAUACUCUAGCCGUACAAAUUAACCCAUACUGGACAUAUAUAUCAACUCUGCUAAGGCAUCGUAGUGUGAUAGUUAUGUGUGUGUUACUGUAUAACGUGAUAUCCGAAAGGGAAAAGCCAUUUCUGAGACACAGAAACAAAUGUCGGAGGAACUCCUUUUGCUUCUAUUUAUAGCCUCUGUCGAAAGUCAAAAGGACUAUAAAUGCUCUGCAGAGCCGGGUUUCACUUUUACUUCGUCACAGUCACACUGCUGUGGUGACUCUAAACAAAGACGCGAGAAGCACUGACACCAGACCACGACAAACCAAAACGCGGCGAGGCGACGACGUUCGUUAGCGUAGAAACCGGGUGGGUGGAACACUUGGGUGACUUUUAUAUGUGACUUUUUGUUCAGAUUAACUGCUUAUAGCCUUAGAAAGCCUUUACAAAAGAAAAACAAAACGAUAGAUGUGCAUUCAAGUUUUCAGCGUGGAUUCGUCCAAAGGAAUUCCUUUCUGUGGUUCGGAUGUUGCAGCUGGUAGAAGGGUAUUUGUGCUCUGCCCAGCUCAGUGCUGGCGUGGGGCUGGGCCUGGCUGCCUGGCGUGGUGUGGCACAGCCUGGCAUGGUGUGACACAGCCUCGUGUGGCACAGCCUCGUGUGGCACAGCCUGGUGUGGCUCAGCGUGGGGGGGGAGAAGCGCGAGUUCGGUUUAGAACUCCCCGUACUGCCCCUCCGCUGCGGGUUUUUAUGCUUGAGAGAUGCUUUAUCACGUAAGAAUGACGUGUUGAUUUUACUGAUUGUACUGUACAUCUAUUAAAGCCUUAGAUUAUUACAUUACGGGUUAAAACCCAUACCAAUGUAAUUUCAAUCGUGUUAAGAAAGUAUAGGUGACUUCACAUGUUAUUGUAGCUACUAAACAUUAUGGAAUCUUACUUAUUUUUUUUCUUGUUAAAAGUGUAGUUUUUCUUCCUCACGUUUAUUAGGUUGUUUUUUUCCUUUUCUAUUACCAGUUGAAUACCAUUUCAGUCUGUAGGGUUUUGUUUUUAUUAGAGUUUACUGAUGACUUUUUCAAAACACAAAACAACAACAAAAAGAAGAGUAGUUUUCUUCGUGCCAUCCUGGGUUUUGCAUUUCCAUGUAGCGUCAGAUGGGUAUUCGUAUUCUUGUUAACGAGAUGAUUUCUAUUUUACUGAUUUACUAUUACAAUGUAAGAAUGUCAGUCAUUGUUAGUUCCUGUCUAGUUUUCAUUAAAAGAACAAAGAUCUUUUAUAUGGAUAUCUUAUAAUUAUAUAAUCAUUGCUAAGUAAGGAGUUAAGUUGUUGCUAUGGCAACAAUCCUGGCAGACAAUUGAGUAAUAUUUUGAUGAUUUAUUUUGUUUGUAAUUAGUUGUUAUGAGAAGAUCUAGUUCCUAGAUAUUAGAGUAAAAUUUAUUUUCUACUGUAUCCAUUUCAAAUGUUAAAAUAUUGUUUAAAUAUUUUUUGAGAUCCCUGAAUAUCAGGCCUUGUUAUAAAUAAGCUGCAUAAUCAAUAGAUCAAGGGACUUUUUGUUGAUAAUCCAAAUACUCAAAGUUUACGUAACGAGAAUUAUAGCGUGUGUGUGCAAACUCUUGAGGGUUGAUUAUGCUGCAGUUUAGCAUGUGGGAACGUAUAGAGAGAAGGUUGACUUUUUGCACUUCUGUAUAUAGUCAAAAAAGAGAGAAACCUGUAUAAUAGUAAGAUCUUAUUUUGAAUAAAAAUGUCUAUAAUUACAAGGAGUUUUGUUAAGGCUAAUAAAAUGACAGGCUGAACAAAAUUGCUUGCAAAAGUGGCACAGAGUUAGCACUCCAUACCCCUUCCAAAAAAGUUGCUUUGCUUUUUGUGGACAGCUUGUAGUUUGCCAGGAUUUUUUCAGCUGGAAAGAGACGCCAUCCUUCCAAGAUCUCAUGACUGACAAAAGCUCCACUGGUUCAAAUCUGCCUGAAGAUCAUUAAGGAAAACAAAACCAAAAAAAAAAAAAGAUAAAAAUGGAAAAAAAAAAAAGGAAAAAAAUAUGAAAAGAAAAAAAAAAGCAGGUUCUGGAGAGCAUCGAGGUGAGACCACGGGUCAGGUACUCCUACAUUAGCCAAAACUACUGCAUGUUUAAAGUAUCCAAAGGUAUAUUAAAGAUAUAUGCUACUCAAACCAGUUUCUGACAAUUUCAGUGGUUUAUUGUUCACACACAAAAAAAAAAGGUUCUUCAAAAGAAAUACUGGCUUUCACAAGAGAGUUAAAUCAUGGACAGGCAAACCGAACAGCACACCGUAGCUGUAGUUGUUAUGUGAUUAUUUUUUAUUGCUGUAGUGGUCCUGUUCUUUUAGCAGGUGAAAAAAAAACAAACCCAAACCAACCCUGGGCAAUCUCACCCUUGAAUGGGCAAAGCGCUGGAGAAACCUCCCUGUCACCUAUGCCAAAGCUGGGGGGAUGCAGUGGCGGGGCCCUCGCGUGUGCGGUGUCUCCAGCGCUCACUCAAUUGUGGACAAAGUUGCACUUACUGCAACCCCGCGACUUUCAUCUGCUGAAAGGACAGAUGUGCUUGGUUUUACGAUUAUGUAACCACAGACUUACUUUUUGCUUGUAGUUGCUCCAGAUUAUGUACUCUGUCCUGGGCUGCAAUUUGUUUUUAUGCUUAUUUUAUUAUUACUGCUAUAGUUGACCUUGCUGUAUGGAAAAAAUAAAGUGAAAUUGCCCUAAUAAAAGUUCCCUUUCAUA